Molecule: messenger RNA, 1940 nt
Organism: Ipomoea nil (Japanese morning glory)
Lineage: Eukaryota; Viridiplantae; Streptophyta; Magnoliopsida; Solanales; Convolvulaceae
Product: trihelix transcription factor PTL-like
Exons: 3
Coding region: 286-1758 (490 amino acids)
Source: RefSeq, a predicted model, not a curated record
AUUCAUGGUAAUAGUAGUAGUAGAGAUGAGAGACGAACAGAGAAAAGAGAGAGAGAGAGAGUAAAGGUUUAGAUUGCAGGUAGCACUGGGUGUGGGAACAAAGAAAUGGGUCCAUUCUCCUACUAAUUAUAAGCUUUUUGGCACAAAGACACGAUCCGGGUCUGCCGCUUCAUCACCACCUCUAUCUCCUCUCCCAUCUUUCUUUUAACCAUUCUCAUCUUUCCUUUCCUUUGAUUUCAACUCCAUCCAUCUUUAUUUGGCAUACAACGAAAUUAAGUUUCUGAAAUGGAGGAUCAUCACUACGGAAUGGCGGAUCUGAGGCCGUUCAUGAGCAACACCUCCCUCUUCACUUCCAUUCCGCCGCCGCAGACGGCGGACAUACUCUCCGCCCAUCACUACGAGAUGGUCAUGGCCCCGCCUCGCCCAGGACUGCACCACGACUUCCUCGCCGAUUCCAGCACUAGCGCCGGAGCUGCGUCUAGUGGCGGCGCCGGGUUCAGUGGGCUGGAACUGGAAACCGCCGCCGCCGCCAACGGCAGCGGGCGGUGGCCCAGACAGGAAACUCUCACCCUUCUUGAAAUCCGAUCACGACUUCAUCCCAAGUUCAAAGAAGCUAAUCAGAAAGGCCCCUUGUGGGAUGAAGUCUCCAGGAUUAUGGGCGAGGAACACGGGUAUCAAAGGAGUGGGAAGAAGUGCAGGGAGAAAUUUGAGAAUUUGUACAAGUAUUACAAGAAGACUAAAGAAGGAAAAGCAGGAAGACAAGAUGGGAAGCAUUAUAGGUUCUUUCGCCAGCUUGAAGCUCUCUAUGGUGAAACCAGUGCAAUCUCCGACCAACCCGCCGGCAACACUUUCUACUGCAAUAAUGUCGUCGUAGGAAACCAUGGAGGGACCUCUUUUCCCCAAGCUUCAAAGCUUUCCGACAGCCUUAGCCUCUCCAAUAUGAACUCCUCUGAUUUCGAAUCCACCUCCUCGGGCGAGAGUGAUGACGACGAUGAACUCAACAGUGGGGAAAAGGGGAAGAAGAGAAAGGGGAGGAGGGGCUGGAAGUGCAAGAUAAAGGAGUUUAUAGACCAGAAAAUGAGGAAGCUAAUGGAGAAACAAGAAGCUUGGUUGGAGAAAAUGAUGAACACCAUUGAACAGAAAGAGAAAGAGAGGAUGAUAAGGGAGGAAGAUUGGAGGAAGCAAGAGGUUGGUCGGAUGGAGAGGGAACACAAAUUCUGGGCUAACGAAAGAGCCUGGAUCGAAGCUCGAGAUGCAGCUUUAAUGGAGGCACUCCACAAACUAACUGCAAAAGAAAUACCAAAAUCUCCAGACAAUCAUGAGGAUCAAAACUGGCAAGAAGGCGAGAUCACGAAGCUUAUACAGCUUAGGACUAAUAUGGAAUCAAGAUUCCAGCAGCACAUUGGGUGCUCAGAUGAUGUUCUGUGGGAGGAGAUUUCCAGCAAGAUGUCUUGUAUGGGGUACAAUGGGAAUAAUAACAAUGCAGCCAUGUGUAGAGACAAGUGGAUUAGCAUUAAAUGCAACAACAAGAGAAGGAAAGAAAACCCAGCAAAUUUUUUCACCCACCAUAACUUCCAGAUCAACAACAAUGGAGGAUCCCUAUCAUAUUCUGCACAACAGCCUUCACCCAAUCAUCAUCAUCACCAUACCAAUACCUCACCGAACCAUGGCGGAUUUAGGUUCUUGAUGGGCGACAGUGCCGAGAAUUUAUGGGAGAAUUAUGUGUUGAAACCAAGCAAAGGAGGAGACAAUAUAUAAUUCACCAAUAGCUAAUUAAGGAUCAUAUCACACUACUGUGUAACAUAUAUUGUAUUCUCAAUGCUGAAGAGAAGAUGGAUCAAAGAUUGUGUUAGAAUGGAUUAAGGUAAGUCAUCUUGGUUUUCGAUUUCAUCAUAGGAAGAUACAACUUUGGGAUUAUCAUCUAUCUGUGUUUUUAUUAA